AUGGGAGCUGUUAGGAAAAUUAAGACGAAGCGCAGGACCAGAGAUUAUGAUCAGGUCCGGGCUGAUAUCGCGUCCGCGAGACACCUCGAACUAUACAAAGCUACGAAAGACGAAGAGGACCUUCCCGGCCUAGGAAAGCAUUAUUGCGUCGAGUGCUCCAAAUGGUUUGAGAGCGAGCAUAAUAUGGCCGCCCAUACGAAGGGCAAGAACCACAAGAGAAGACUCCGCAUCUUGCGCGAAGAGGCACACACACAGAAGGCUGCUGAGGCUGCCGUCGGCUUGGGUACAGACAAUGGUGUGAGGUCGCAAGAGACCACCGAGAUGGUCAUUAUGGAGGAUUAG
Messenger RNA from Aspergillus tubingensis, 342 nucleotides. Its product is annotated as putative C2H2 finger domain protein. Lineage: Eukaryota; Fungi; Ascomycota; Eurotiomycetes; Eurotiales; Aspergillaceae. The transcript has 3 exons. The record is from RefSeq and is a predicted model, not a curated record. Gene Ontology annotation, molecular function: zinc ion binding; nucleic acid binding. Bases 1 to 342 code for a protein of 113 amino acids.